Molecule: messenger RNA, 1659 nt
Organism: Fusarium coffeatum
Lineage: Eukaryota; Fungi; Ascomycota; Sordariomycetes; Hypocreales; Nectriaceae
Exons: 4
Coding region: 1-1659 (552 amino acids)
Source: RefSeq, a predicted model, not a curated record
AUGCCUGCGGUUUCUUCUGUUCUAGAGGCUGUUGUGGCGCCGAGAGCUGUCAAUGACACCACUGAAGCGUUGCAGGUCAUUUGCGCAUGGCCUGUUUCUGGACAAUAUGGUACAGGUACACGAGUUUUAUACUAUGUCCUCAUCGCUACUUGUCUUGUCGCAAAGAAAAAGGAAUGGCUGGUGAAUCCUUGCUUGGCUGCUGCUCUCGUGCUGCCCGCUGUUGCGGCCAUUCAUGGGAUUGUCUUGACAGCGAUGCACAAUCCAGAUGCUGUUGAUAUGGAUAUCUACGGGGCCUUCCAACUAUGCGCGAUCGGUAUCCUCGCUGCUCCAGUGACAGUCAUGAUGUCAAAAACAUACUUCAACGAUCCUGGCAGAAACACCAUCUUCUUAUGGACUUUUCUGCUCUUGAUCGGCCUCCUAAGCAUGACGGUCGAAUUCUACCGUAUAGAAACCCGCGACUGCACAACCAACGCCUCGGGCAGCCCCGUCUCCCCUAAUGCCUCAGACUUCAACUACACCGAAGGCAACAAUUGCGGCCUCAUCUGCUCUACCCAAGACGGUCCUCGCUCCUCCAUGCGCGGCGGUUCAGCAGAUAAUAUCUAUGUCAUCCCUGCACCUCACACUUUGACCUUUGGUGCCGCUACACUACUUGCAGCUGCGUGUUGCGUGCAUGCAGUCCUAUGUUUGGUGAGCAUGUGGGAUCGCGUACUGGAGAUUAAUUGGCGAAGACGCUUUGGCAGACAGCAGGAGGAAGAGGAGGAGACCACAGAAGAUGGGGGUGCUAACAAGGGCGUUAUGAAGAAGGUCAAUGACACCAUUGGCUUCUAUCUCAAGAUCCUGGCAGUGCCGGUGUUCGGAGGAGCAGGAUUGGCGAUUUUGAUUGUGGGAGAGAUUAAUUUCUUUAGUCCCCAGGUUGACUAUCAGACGGAACCUAUGGCCAAUAUUGGGCAAUGGGCUCCGGUCACAGGCACAGCGAUGGCCAUGGUAGGCUCACUAUAUCUUCUCCUCGCACGUCAUGCCGAAGAAGCAGGUGAUCCAUACAAACCGCAUCAAUGCAAUUGCCCUCACUGCCACAUCGACAACAGUGCACGACAGAGCCAAGUGUCGCACCAUGGCAGCGUGUCUUCACUGAACAGCCGCCAUACUGGACCGACUAUUUCAGUGACCGAUACACAUCCAACCACUCAAUUGUCUCCAAAUUUGGACGUCCCUCCUCCCCGAUCCUCACUACACCGAGACUCAUCAAUAGACGGUAAUCGAUCGAUAAACCACCCAGCAAGAAACCCCUACAGGGAAAAGGUUGAAAAAGCAUUCUUCAAAGUCGGAGACAUCCUCGGAACGCCAGCUCAUGACUUUAUCACGGAACCACAAAACCGUGACCCAAGCCAUGUUGAUCUACCAAUGGUGCCUGGUGAACGUCUCCGCAACGAGCGUGUUAUCGCAGUUGAGAGGGAACAAGAUCAACAUCAAGAACACGAAAGCGAAGUUGCAUCAAUUCGAACCCGAUCAGAUAGUUUUCGCGCAAACGAAGCACCCGUGCAAAACGUGGAGCGCUGCACAUCUCUACCAGUAAUGCCAGCUGCUGCAUUAACACGAUCGAGAUCAGCGACGCCAUCAAGACCAAGAGCAUCAACGCUCAAUCACCAAUCAUCAUCAUAG